Molecule: messenger RNA, 1353 nt
Organism: Phyllostomus discolor (pale spear-nosed bat)
Lineage: Eukaryota; Metazoa; Chordata; Mammalia; Chiroptera; Phyllostomidae
Product: olfactory receptor 8B12-like
Exons: 2
Coding region: 149-1084 (311 amino acids)
Biological process (GO): sensory perception of smell; G protein-coupled receptor signaling pathway
Cellular component (GO): membrane
Molecular function (GO): G protein-coupled receptor activity; odorant binding; olfactory receptor activity
Source: RefSeq, a predicted model, not a curated record
GAGAGACAGAAGCAGCAGAGCAGUCUGAGCUCUGAGUUGUCCCCUUCUUGUCACCAGGACCAUCUGAGUCUCCAUGAGAGAGAUGGGUGGGAGCCAGUAGAGUCCAGCACUGUGACUGCAGGCAGAAGGAGGACCCUCCCAGAGGAGGAUGGCUGCAGAUAACACCUCCUCUGUGACAGAGUUUAUCCUUGCAGGCUUAACAGACCAGCCAGGACUUCAGCUCCUCCUCUUCUUCCUGUUUCUGGGCUUCUACAUGGUCACUGUGGUUGGGAACCUGGGCCUGAUGACACUGAUUAGGCUGAACUCUCACCUUCAUAUUCCCAUGUACUUUUUCCUUUUCAACUUGUCCUUCAUUGACUUCAGUUAUUCCUCUGCCAUCAUCCCCAAAAUGCUGAUGAGUUUUGUCUCAAAGAAGAACAUCAUCUCCUACACAGGGUGUAUGACUCAACUCUUUUUCUUCUGUUUUUUUGUCGUUUCUGAAUGCUUCAUCCUGUCAGCAAUGGCAUAUGACCGCUAUGUGGCCAUCUGUAAACCACUGUUGUACAUGGUCACCAUGUCUCCUCAGGUGUGUCUAUUUCUUUUGCUGGGUGUCUAUGGGAUUGGCGCUUUGGAGGCUUUAGUUCAUACAGGUAAUAUACUGUUUCUGACCUUUUGUGCAGACAACCUUGUCAAUCAUUAUAUGUGUGACAUCCUUCCCCUCCUUGAACUCUCCUGCAAUAGCUCUUACAUGAAUAAUCUGGUGGUCUUUAUUGUUGCAGGCUUUGGCAUUGGGGUGUCCAUUGUGACCAUUUUUCUCUCUUAUGGCUUCAUUCUUUCCAGCAUUUUCCACAUUAGUUCUACUAAGGGCAAAUCCAAAGCGUUUAGUACCUGUGGUUCUCACAUAAUUGCAAUUUGUCUCUUCUUUGGGUCAGGAACUUUUGCAUACCUUAAACCACCUUCUGUUUUACCCCUUGACCAGGGGAAAGUGUGUAGUCUGUUCUAUACUGUUGUGGUGCCCAUGCUGAACCCACUAAUCUACAGCCUGAGGAACAAGGAUGUCAAAUUAGCCAUGAAAAAAACCUUGAGCAGAAUAACUUUCUCUUGAGAAAAAAAUUGGAAAUUGAGAAAAGGGAUCAGAAUUUUUAAAUGAGAGUGCUAUUAUUAUUUUAUCAUCAUCGUCAAUAAGGAAUUCAAACUUCGUGCUUUUGGAUUGUAUAUUGAAAGGAAACUUUAACUCUCUUUCCCAAGUGGAUUUAUUCUCUCUCAUCAUCACCCCAACACUUCCUUCUUUAUUGUAUGAAAAUAGUUUCUGCAAUUAUACAGUAUGCAGUAUUGAAUGGGGCUUCAGAAUAAUUUCAUCUAGUCCAAAAAUAU